AUGCCGAGAAAAUUAUUAAAAUUUUUAAUUUUAUUCGAUAAUACGAACCUUUUAUAUUUUCCCGGACAAUUUUUAAGCGGAAGAGUAUUAGUAGAAUUGGAAGAAGACACACCUGCAUUGGGCUGGAAAAUAAUGUCGGCAACAAAGGUAAUGAGUAAAUGA
This is a messenger RNA of Pediculus humanus corporis (human body louse), 162 nucleotides long. RefSeq lists its product as uncharacterized. Lineage: Eukaryota; Metazoa; Arthropoda; Insecta; Psocodea; Pediculidae. Bases 1 to 162 code for a protein of 53 amino acids. The transcript is spliced from 3 exons. The record is from RefSeq and is a predicted model, not a curated record.